UUUCAACCAAACUACAUUUUUGUUUCAUUUUUAUUCAGGCACUUUAUAGCCUUCAAUCACAAUGAGUCGACACCGGGACCGAAGGACCCCAGCGCCCUGCAUGAAAACAGAAUAGAAACUGCUCAAGAUUGUCUCUUUUACAUUUUUGUUAACAAAACCCAUCAUGUUUAUCUCUUCACAAAGCUCCAUGCCUAUAUUUAAAGAUGUGACGCUCGUUAUGCCGGCAGUGGCGGUGGGCAAUGUGGGCCAGCUGGCGGUGGAUCUGAUCAUAUCCACCCUAAACCUACGCCGAGUGGGGUACCUGCACACGGACUGCCUCAUCCCCAUGGCGGGGAAUAACCCGUACGCCACCUCCAAGGACGACGAAGAGGAGCUGCACACUGCUGCAGAAGUCUACGCUGCACCUGAGCUCAAGCUAGCUGUUCUUCAAAUCAGGGCGCCAAUUGUGAAGACAAAAUCCAAAAAGUUCAGUCAGCUGCUGUUGUCCUGGAUCAAAUCUAGUGGUUUCUCCAGGACGGUUGUUCUAUCCAGCAGCCAUGCCUACCAGAGGGAUGACCAGCAGCUGCAAGGCACUCCUAUAAGGUACCUGAUCACACCCAGCCUCCUGAAGGCCAGCGCAGACGCCCUGAAGGAGCUGGGAUGGAGGGAGAUGGAGAGGGUGCCCCCUUGCCCAGGACAUGUAGACGGCAACGUGGAGCCAAGGCUCUUUGUCCCUGGAGGCGGCAUCACAAAAGGGCUCUUCACAGAUAGCUGUGCAAACGAGGUCCCACUAGCCGUGCUGCUCAUCUUCUGCUCGGAGGGCGACAACAUCCCGGACGCCUUCACGCUCCUCAAUCACCUGAACGACUGGCUCCACCUGCUGGACCCUAAGCAAGAGGCCAAGUGGAAGAUCCCAGCAUCCUGGAGUCUCCUCUUUGGGAGUGGCAUCCCUCCAGCCCUCUUCUGAAACAUAAUUUUUGUCAUUGUAAGCUGCUACGCCACGUUCUGUCAAAAAAAGAACCGACUUACAGGAACUGACCUAAAUGAGCACUUCUGCAACCCUUUUUGAGUGUUUUACAUUUGGGGGGGGCAAGAGCCAAGCCAGUGUGAAUUUUUGAGCAGUUCUCGGCUGGACCUCAUUUGGCCCGACUAACUGAAAGUGGUUGGCCAGGCGCCAUGCGGUGUUCCCAGCAUCGCCGCCCACCUUUGUAACAUGACUCUUGGAACAAUACGCUGACCGCUCAUCACUCAAAAUGUUUAACAUCCCCUUGAAAUAUGACUAUAAAUAAAAAAGCCAAGUAUUUUCUAUCAUAAAGUAGCAAAAAGAAAAAGAGCAAUUCUUCCAUCACAGGGUGUUGUGUAAUAAACUAGAUACCAGUUUUAUUAUGACAAGUUCAUAGCAUUGACUUUUUUCCCAUUAUAAGAAAAUGUCAUCAAAUUGUCUUCAAAUGUGUAACAAUGCUCUCGUUUUUUUUCUGUGAAAAAAAAACCUUCAUAUACAUGCCAAUGACUUUUGCCACAUUGCUGCGAAAAACUUCAAGUAUCCUUAUAAAAAUAGAAACAUUUCCACCCCUGGAAAAAUACACAUGUAUAAAAUGGCAAUGCAUAGUUCCUGGUUCAGUCUGUAUAAAUGUAGUAUGACAAAGCUGCAAAGCAAACCUUUUAAUAACGCUGGUGUCUU
Molecule: messenger RNA, 1660 nt
Organism: Doryrhamphus excisus (bluestripe pipefish)
Lineage: Eukaryota; Metazoa; Chordata; Actinopteri; Syngnathiformes; Syngnathidae
Gene: psmg2
Product: proteasome (prosome, macropain) assembly chaperone 2
Biological process (GO): proteasome assembly
Cellular component (GO): cytosol; nucleus
Source: RefSeq, a predicted model, not a curated record